ACGCACAGUUGUGUGAGGCAGGUAACGGUAUCUAGCCGCCAACCUACAAGCUACGGCCGAACAAACAUCAUAUAAUUCAACUUAUACAGUGUCACACCUGGCACAUUCCAGUCUACCAUUCAGUACAGUUCUCAUCCUGCUGCCGUGCACACAAGAACCUCUGCAGCUUUCUUAACUAUUGUGCAGGACUACUUUGUGCCCGAACUACUUGUAAAUACGUUAUGCGACCUUGACUAGUCACAGUGUGUAACGUCCUUGGUGUAACAAAGGACCUGCUCUUAAAGACUUACCUUCGACUCCACAGGCUAGUUUGGACCGACCAGCCAUGUGCUGCUGCAAGGGAGGUUGUUGUGACGGACGCUGUAAGUACAAUGGACCUUUAAUCCGCAAGCUGGGCUGGGCCUCGAUUGUUCUAGCCGUCAUCGGCGCAGUCGUGGCUGCAGUGGCAGACGGGGUGUACGCAGGAUAUCCCUUCGCUACUUUUCUUCACAUCAGCGCUCCGAUUUGGGGAGGAGCCUUCAUCAUAAUUACUGGAGGUUUGGCUGUCUGUGGAGGGAAUAACCCUGGCAGCAGUAGUCUGAGGACUGCACUUUUGGUGAUGAGCAUCUUUGGCACCUUAUCUGCCAUAGCGAUUUGGAUCAUCGCAAUGGCAGGACAAGCCGUUGAUGGGAUUUCAUGUGGCCAGUUCGUGCAGGGACCACAUACAUGCCGCGGUCAAACACUCAAAACAUGUGUGGGCGGUGUGUGGGAAGAUAACUGGUACGAGCUCUUUCCCGACUGGCGCAGUGUGAACUGUGCAGCGGUCAGGGCCCUCCAUUGGCUGCAGCUGAUCCUCGGCCUGGUGGAGACACUUCUGAUGCUCAUCAUAAACGCCAGAAGCUGCUGCGGAACCUGGACGAACUGCACCUGCUGUCAGGGUACACAGCAACAGCCCCCGACUCAAGCCAUGACCUACCAGCCUGGUCAACCCGCACUCCAACAGAUCUAGGUGCACUCAAGGGACUAUCCAGAACCGCACGCAGCGGAUCCUAACCCUAGCACACUCAGUCAGGCCAGAUUAAGACCUAAAAGCUGGGCUAUAUGCACGAUUCCCAUAUAAUACAGCCGACUGGCACCAUGUAUGUGCUUCAAGUUGAUUGGAUUCGCAAAUGAAUUUGAAGUCGACGUUUCGAUCAUCGAGUUCUUGUUUGUUAAUUUGAGUUUUUCAUAUGGUACAAUGAGGGGAAGGCAAAACAGACGCCUUUGUAUAUACAAGUUUUUAGCCCGCGCUUAAACGUUUUAUGACUAGUCAACAUGUAUAUGUUUACUGUUUAUAAACUUCCAUAGCUCCCUGUGGACUGUAAGAGUGUAACGUUACCCAAAUUCGUUGAUAUUGAUUACGUGUAUAUAUAUAUUUCUGUGGUAAAAAGUUGUAUGACUUGUCUACCUAUGAAGUGACGAUGAUGCAGUGUCAUUAUAAGUUUGAAGUUUAAAAUGAUCGGUGUCUAUAGUAAAAAAAGUCACACUUAUAUAAAUGACAUUGAAGGUAAACUAUUGUUUUUGCUCUGUUUUACCUCUUCUUCUACUUCUGUUACGUGGUAACAUGCUCUAUAGCAGACACGCUGUGGUGUUGGAUUACAUAAUGUAGGAGCUGCUCACCAUAGUACAUGCAUAUAGCGUUUGAGAAGGAAUAGACAGAGUAGUACUAGUAGUUUGAUAGGCUAGCGCUAGACCAUGUGGUUAGGUAAACAUUGUGCAUUUCAUUUGUCAAUGUUACCUUUCUAGCUGACAUUUACUGAUAUACGUGUUUUUGGAAUGAUUAAAAGCAUAAGAGUGAAUACGCUUUG
Molecule: messenger RNA, 1826 nt
Organism: Branchiostoma belcheri (Belcher's lancelet)
Lineage: Eukaryota; Metazoa; Chordata; Leptocardii; Amphioxiformes; Branchiostomatidae
Exons: 6
Coding region: 326-988 (220 amino acids)
Source: RefSeq, a predicted model, not a curated record